CCUUUACUUUGUUAAACCGACUUUAAAAUAAUUAUUUUUCCCCAAAUAUAAAAGGAUUUGGAGAAAAUAAAAUAAUAUAAAAGUACAGAAAAGCCCCAGAAAUUUUACCAAACCCUAAUUUCUCACUCCGAAACAAACGUUCUUCAAGACUUUUUCCCUCCUCUCCUCUUCUUCUUCUUUUCCUCUUUCUCUCUCAACAACACAACUCCUCUUUCCCUCAUCGUCUCUGUAUCUCUCUUGUCUUUCUCUGUGGAAUUUUGUUGAUUGAUAGGAUAGUAAACGUCCGAUCUAGGAGUAUUCCGUUCAGAUCUGUGACGAGGAUUGAGAUUUCCGACCUCACGCGCCGAGAUCUGGGUGAUACGCGCAGGGAUCAGUUAAAAGGAGGUAUGGUAGUGAAUGGUAGGCCGAUGAAGAGGUUGAAGAGGAGAGUAACGGCAGACCUCAACGAUUUCCUUACCUUCCCCGACGACGGUAAUACCGCCGGUACGGGACCGUUCAGGACGACGGUGAAGGAGUUCUUAUCGAAACAUGCGCUUUUGCCGCCGCCUUCUUCGUUGUUUCCUCACCUUCUGACGUGGCAGAUCCUCUUCCGCGUCGGAGACCUCACUGACGGCGACGGCGAGUCUUCUCCGGCUGUUGUCUGCCUCGAUGUUAUCGAAGAAGACGUCGCCAGAUGUAGAUCCGUUUAUUGCGACCAGUGCCGAGUCGUUGGUUGGAGCAGUAAUCCAGUCUGUGCAAAACGUUUCCAUUUUAUUAUUAAGGCAGAUGGAAACUCAGUCGGGGGUUAUAACAAAUCCUGUGCUGGGUGUGGUGAAGCUCUUCAGUUAUCGGAGGCUAGGUGCAAGUCAUGUAAUCAUGUCAUGACUGCAGAAGAUGUUGAGGAUUGGAUGUAUAAUCAGUUGGAGGAUACCAGUCAUCUUCUGCAUGGUGUGAUUCAUGCCAAUGGAUAUGGACAUCUUCUCAGGGUAAACGGUAGAGAAGGUGGAUCCAGGGUGCUUUCUGGAAGUCAUAUAAUGAAUUUCUGGGAUAGGCUCUGUAAAGUUCUUGGAGCGAGAAAAAUCAGCGUGAUGGAUGUUUCAAAGAAGUAUGGUUUGGAAUUACGUCUACUACAUGCCAUCACGAAAGGUCACCCAUGGUAUGGUAAAUGGGGUUAUCAGUUUGGUGCUGGUAGUUUUGCUCUGACUCAAGAUUCCUAUAAACAAGCUGCAGAGAACCUUUCUUCUCUGCCCUUGACCAUCUUCCUAUCUCAAGGACGGAAGCCUCGCACUCGUCUGCAGGACUUGAUUUCAUUUUAUCUGUCCUUGUCAGAUAGUGAACUUGUAAAUAUUCGAGACCUUUUUCUUUUCUUAACUAGUUCAAUCCGUGAUGCCCAUAAACCUGGUUCUGGAGCUGAUGAGGCCACUUGUAAGAAGCGUAAAACUUGCGACUCCAAGGUCUUGUGUUCAUGGACCAGUACUGACAUUUUACGUGUUGAAGAAGCAAUGUUUAGAGUACUACGGGCUGUCUCUGGGCCCAAUUGGGUGAGCUGGCGUGCUCUUAGAGGUGCUGUAUGUAAAGCUGGUCCUCCUGAACUCCUUGAUUAUUGCCUAAAGGCACUCCAUGGAAAGCAGGUAGCUGACGGAAUGGUUGUCAAUGUCCGCAGCGUUUCUGGUUCUGGUGCAAUGGAGUACAAAAUUGAACGUUGCAACCCAAUGGUUAAUGUAAAUACAAAUGAGAAUAGUUUGCCUUGUACUCCCAACCUCCCAUCUGAGGAACAUCUGCGGCGAGAUCUGAAGUACUUGUACGAUUGCAUGCUAAACCCGUCGACAAUGUCUAAUCAUGUUCCCUUGAUCAAAAGGGGAAUUGCAGUUGACUCUGCUACUACUGUUCUUGAUUGCAAGCAAUUUUUGAAAGUAUAUCAACCUGAAAAAUUCUUGCCUAUCCUUAAAUCAGAUGCAAUCCAGGUGCUUUGUGAGGUGGACAUCAUGGAACAAUCUGAUGUACAUUCCAGAAACCCUCCUCCAGAAUUAUUGAUUCUCCCCUCGGAUGCUACCAUUUCCGACUUGAAGGCAGAGGCAUCAAGGAUGUUUCAAGAUGUUUACUUGAUGUUCAAAAGAUUCCAAGCUGAUGAGCUAGUUGGAUAUGGUGGUGUGAAUGAAUCUACUCAGAUCAAACUCCUUCUAGGGUCUGCUGAAUUUGUUACAGUCAGAGGAAAAUUCCUGGGGAAAAAUGGGCUGAGCAAGUAUAGAAUGGAAAGGGGAAUGGAGAGAUGGACUGUAGAUUGCUUUUGUGGAGCAAAGGAUGAUGAUGGGGAGAGGAUGUUAGCAUGCGAUGUGUGCAGUGUUUGGCAGCACACUAGAUGUGCUGGGAUCCCUGACUUGGAUGCUGUUCCUGCCAGGUUCAUUUGUCUUAAGUGCAGAUGUCUUCAUAAGACUACUAACCCAAGCGGUAAUUGCAAGGAUGAAUCCGUUGCUGGUGUGGGAUUUGGGAAGAACCUGGCUCAUGCUGUCUAAAGUGUGCUGGGAUUAUUUAAUUGAGACCUUAUCAAAGAGUAUAAUAAUAGCAUUGAUAUCUAUAAGAUUGGAGAAUGGCUCUAUUCGAGUAAAUGGGGGUCUCGUUCUUGCUUGCAUCAUUGGUGCUGAGAAUAUUUUGCAGAAUCUAUGAUGUUCAUGGGUGAAAUUUUAAACUACCAUUCCAACUAUUAGAACUUGGAAGAUUGAAGAUGGUGUGAUCAGCCAACUCUCUCCUAAUAACCGGUGACAAUGCAAUUCAUCUGCUUCCUCCUGAGUUGUGUUUCCAGGAUGCAGGCUAGGGUUGCUAAUGAGGACUGUGCUGCAAUUUACUGAAUUUAGACAGAGACAAGCAUGACGGAGGUUUAUCAAAUUGUUCACCUAAGCAUUAUUUAGCUUCUCUUACAUUCCAUGUUGAAACAAACCGAUGAAGUGCUGUCUGAGCGUUGAUAGAGUUCACAAGAUACGUGCAGAACAAGCUUGCUCACAAUAUGUAUAUAAUGCCUUUCUUUUUUUAAGUACCCUUGAUGUCAAGUUGUGGCUUGAAGCAAGUCUUUUCUUGUCAUGGCAAGCUAAAGAAAGCAAGUUUGCUGUAUUUUCGAGGUGUAAAUCUUGUGUUGGUUGAGACUUGGGUAUCAGUGUGAGUUUCUAGCCAUGUUUACGCGAUGAGGACUAGCCUCUACUCAAAUGUUUCUCCUCUUAUCUCUAUUUAAUGGAGUUAGAAACAGUGCAACAAUGCUUAUUCCUUCAGAAAUUUACAUUAUGUUAAAAUGCUCUAUGUUAGCUUUA
Messenger RNA from Solanum pennellii, 3278 nucleotides. RefSeq names its product PHD finger protein At1g33420. Bases 387 to 2492 code for a protein of 701 amino acids. Lineage: Eukaryota; Viridiplantae; Streptophyta; Magnoliopsida; Solanales; Solanaceae. The transcript has 6 exons. The record is from RefSeq and is a predicted model, not a curated record.